This is a messenger RNA of Astyanax mexicanus (Mexican tetra), 1486 nucleotides long. RefSeq names its product rhamnose-binding lectin. Bases 116 to 1153 code for a protein of 345 amino acids. Gene Ontology annotation, molecular function: carbohydrate binding. NCBI's taxonomy places the organism in Eukaryota, Metazoa, Chordata, Actinopteri, Characiformes, Acestrorhamphidae. The record is from RefSeq and is a predicted model, not a curated record. The transcript has 12 exons.
CUAAAAAGAACAGUAUUCCUUCGACAAGUUGGUAUGCUGCAGUAUCCAUCAUUUGCAACACCAUGACAACCACUAAGCAACUAGUUUCAACACCAUACCAACCUCCUGGGAGACCAUGGCAACCACCUUGAAUUCCUGGUCAGCUUCAGAUGUUGAAACCUCCACCAGCACAAUGUUCUUCUUGAAGCUGUCUCUUCUUAUCUGUCUGAUUCAAGUCCCAGGCCUGGUCACUUCCACAGAGAAUGUAAUCACCUGUAAUGGACUUGUUCAGCGCCUCAACUGUGAUAUUGGACUGAUAAAGGUGAAGUCUGCUCUGUAUGGCCGUACAGACAGCGCAGUCUGUAGUGCUGGUCGCUCUCCUUCAGAGAUCCAGGACACCAAAUGUUCCAUGAGCAUUCCAGAGAUUUCUGAAAGGUGUGAUGGACAGACUGCGUGUGAGCUUAGGCCUGAUUUACUUGGCGUCACUGACCCAUGUCCCAAAACUUACAAGUACCUCAACACCACUUACAACUGCCUUGAAGCCCGUGUCAGCAUGAUAUGUGAGGGCAGUUACAGCACACUAAACUGUGGAAAUCAUGUAAUUCAGAUUGUCAGUGCUGACUAUGGCCGCACGGAUCGCACAAUCUGCUCUGAGGGAUUAACCAACAAUUUGACUGAGAACACCAAUUGUCAUUCUCCUGAUACGGUUACUAGUGUGGUUGAACGGUGUAAUGACAGGAGACGCUGCACUCUGGAAGCUUCAAACGCCAUCUUUACAGACCCUUGUUUCGGGACCUACAAGUACCUGGCUGUCUCCUACUUCUGCCUUCCACGCGAUAUUGAGACCAGUGUGACCUGUGAACAUAGUACUGCUGUUCUAAAAUGUGGAGCUGGCGUAUUAAAAAUCCACAGUGCUAACUAUGGUCGAACUGAUUCCAUCACAUGUUCUGCUGGACGGCCUGUUCAUGAAAUUAUUAAGAGUGACUGCUUUGCCAGCAACACGCUAGCUGAAGUUGUAAAAAGAUGUGAAGGCAAGAACAGCUGUGCAGUGCCUGCUACAAACUCUGUCUUCUCUGACCCCUGUGUUGGCACCUUUAAGUACCUGUCCGUUGAGUACUCCUGUGUCAGUAAUGAUGGGAUUAAAUUUAGCCUUCUGACCAAUAAAGUGGAGUAAAAACAGUGAAUUUGAACAACACAGCUGUUUUUUUAGAUGGUCUGGCUAUUUGUGGUAGGUGCUGAGAUCAACCAAUAAUCCACCUAUGUAUUUUUAAAAGAUGUGUUAAACUGUUGCAAGUGCAAUUUUUCAGUUUUUAUACUGUAUUUUUCUUCUCAAAUUAAUGUCAUUGUUCUAAUCUAAUCUGUGCCAGAAACACUCUGGAUUCAACUCUUUUAAUUUUUUCCAUUUUUUUUGUCCAACUUUAUUAUUUUCUUAGCAUUUUGUCAUAUUGCUGUGCUAAUUGUCUACUAAUUUUCUGCUUUUCUGCAAUUAAAUAAUUUCUGGUUGUCA